AUGACGCAGAGGCGAUGUAUGUAAGUGCUGGGCGAUACGAUAUGGUCAACAAAAUUCACCAAGCCCAGAAUGCCUGGAGCCAGGCUUUCGAAGUUGCUUCGCGGUAUGAUAGGAUACAUCUGAGAAACACACACUAUAAUUAUGCAAAAUAUCUGGAAAGAGCUGGAGCUCUAGAGCCAGCCAUUGAAAAGGAAUUGCAUGCAUGGUGGGCGCGAUAUCUAGAAAGUAUCGGAGAGCUGGAAGGUGCAAUGGGUUUCUACAGCGCAGCCAAAGAUAAUCUGUCUCUAGAGAACUUUUUGACUUUUCAGGCCGCUAAUCUAGCGCUGGAAACGAAAGACAAAGCAGCUUGCUUUCAUGUUGCUAGAAUUUUCGAAGCCGAGGGUGAUUACUCGAAGGCUGUUGACUUCUAUACCAAAGCACACGCAUAUAAUAGUGCUAUACGGCUGGUCAAGGAGCACGAUAUGCGAGAUUUGCUAGCAAAUCUAUGUCUGAUGGCUGGAGGUAGUGAAAUCGUGGAAGCAGCUCGGUAUUUUGAAGAUAUUCCUGGUUAUACCCAUCAGGCAGUAAUGCUGUAUCACAAGGCUGGUAUGAUAGGUAGAGCGCUGGACCUCGCAUUUCGAGCUGAACAAUUUAGCGCUUUGGACCUUGUAACCAAAGAUCUACAUGCAGGAUGUGAUCCGAACGUCCUAAAGCGUGCAGCAGAGUUUUUCGCAAACAAUCAAAAUUACGAAAAGGCUGUUGAACUGUUGUGUUUGGCCAAAGACUUUCGCCAAGCAAUUGAGCUUUGCCAUAAUCACAAUGUAAGGCUGACCGACAAAGUGGCUGAGCUUAUGACCCCUACCAAAGGUAUGUAAUA
Molecule: messenger RNA, 856 nt
Organism: Cylicostephanus goldi
Lineage: Eukaryota; Metazoa; Nematoda; Chromadorea; Rhabditida; Strongylidae
Source: the annotation of a GenBank genome assembly